AUGGCUUCAGAGAGUAAGCCUUAUACUGCCUUCACUGUUCCUGGACGUGGACUCUUUCAGUGGCGUGUAAUGCCUUUCGGCCUACAUUCUGCACCAGCUACGUUUCAAAGAGCUCUCGAUACCAUAAUUGGACCUGAACUGGACGAAUUCGCAUUUGCGUAUUUGGAUGAUAUUGUAGUGCUUGGAAGUGACCUGGAAAAUCAUUUGUGUAACCUUAGAGUUGUUUUUGAUCGAUUAGUUGGUGCUAAACUUCGAAUUAACAUCGAAAAAUGCACUUUUGCAAAGAAAGAAAUAAGAUAUCUGGGUCAUAUCAUAAGUGCCCAGGGUAUACACACUGAUCCCGAAAAGGUAAAUGCGGUCGUAGCUCUCCCAGAACCAACAACAUUAAAAGAGUUGAGGUCAUUCCUCAAUACAGCAUCCUGGUAUCGUCGCUUUAUACCAAAUUUUUCUACAAUCACUAGUCCCUUAAAUAUUCUAUUAAAGAAAACAAAGAAGUGGGAAUGGGGUGAUGAGCAGAGGAUGGCUUUCGAAGAAAUUAAGCAAAAACUUAUAGAAGCACCUGCUCUUACAUGUCCUGAUUUCAGUCGUACCUUCAUAUUGCAGACAGAUGCCAGCGACGUCGGUCUAGGAGUGGUGUUGACGCAAGAAUUCGAGGAAGGAGAAAAGGUGAUCGCGUAUGCCAGCCGCACUCUUUCUGCACCCGAAAAGAACUACACUGUCACAGAAAAAGAAUGUCUUGCAAUAAUCUGGGGAAUUCGGAAAAUGAGGCACUACUUAGAAGGAUAUCAUUUUAUUAUAGUGACAGAUCACCAAUCUCUGAAAUGGUUAAACUCGAUACAAUCACCUUCAGGUAGAAUAGCUCGUUGGGCUCUAGAAAUCGUGCAGUUUGAUUACGAGACUACCAAAUCGAUAAAAACGGGAAAUUUACGACGGCAUAUCUAUGAUUCUAGUGCUUUUAACGAACAGGAUCCAGUUCCUUGGAAAUUGGUGAUCCCCAAAGAUGAACGAUUGCGCGUACUUACUGAAUGUCACGACGAUGUAACAGCUGGUCACUUGGGUAUACAUAAAACAACAGCACGAGUAACGAAACUGUAUUACUGGCCGGGAAUGUUUCGCGAUAUUGCAAAAUUAAACUUAACUUGGCAUACUGUUUGUGCGGAUUUUGUUGGUCCGCUACCGCGUUCGAGUCAUGGAAAUACCACCCUAAUUGUAUUUUAUGAUAAAUUCAGUAAAUGGUCAGAAUUUGUAGCUGUACGUCAAGCCACCACAAAAACGUUUAUUAAGGCGUUUAGGGAGAGGAUAUUAGCUCGUUUUGGAAUUCCCUACAUUCUGUUGACUGACAAUGGAACUCAGUUUACCAGCCGUGAGUGUAAAAAAUACUUUGAAUCUCUGGGUAUCAGACAGCAAUUUACGGCUCCAUACUCUCCACAAGAAAACCCUACAGAAAGGACCAAUCGUAUCAUAAAAACGAUGAUAGCACAAUUCACAGAACAUAAUCAACGGAAAUGGGAUGAACAAUUACCUGAGUUGUCAUUAGCUUUAAAUUCCAGUAAACAGAGUUCUACCAAGUUCAGCCCAGCUUACCUAACACAGGGCAGAGAAUUACGACUCCCUAAUACGGUGUUUAACGAGAAAACGGAAUCAGAGAAACUAAUUAUGGACGACAACAAAUUCCAACGAAGCUGCCAAAGGUUCCGAGAAGCAAUGGAUCGUGAAAACCGGAAAAGAAGAAAGAUUGUCGAAAUACAAUCCAUCACAUAUCUGCCAAAUCUCAAUAUGCAGUCAAUCACUGGUAACCAAAAGAAGUCUGAUGUAUUAGCCCGGCUUGUUGAAGAUUUAGGAAUCGGUGAAGAUGACCCACAUCUAGACAUUCCUGAGGUACUGGCAUCGAUUACACCCAUAAGUCCUGGCAAACGUACACGCUUCCUGGUGGGAAACAAACAGCUAUUCCGUCGAAGUUUAUAUUCGAAGAUCACUCGACGUUUGGAUCAUCCAUAA
Lucilia sericata (common green bottle fly) is the source of this 1998-nucleotide messenger RNA. RefSeq lists its product as uncharacterized. NCBI's taxonomy places the organism in Eukaryota, Metazoa, Arthropoda, Insecta, Diptera, Calliphoridae. Gene Ontology annotation, molecular function: nucleic acid binding. Bases 1 to 1998 code for a protein of 665 amino acids. Gene Ontology annotation, biological process: DNA integration. The record is from RefSeq and is a predicted model, not a curated record. The transcript has 3 exons.